Phyllostomus discolor (pale spear-nosed bat) is the source of this 1191-nucleotide messenger RNA. RefSeq names its product chromosome 5 C1orf159 homolog (gene C5H1orf159). Lineage: Eukaryota; Metazoa; Chordata; Mammalia; Chiroptera; Phyllostomidae. Bases 98 to 817 code for a protein of 239 amino acids. The record is from RefSeq and is a predicted model, not a curated record. The transcript is spliced from 8 exons.
GAGAGACUACAAGUCCCAGGGGUUACCGCGCGACCGCCUGGAGGGCGGGGGGUACGAAAGAGGAACCCAAAGGGCGCGGGGACCCCGACUCCGGGACAUGGCGCUCCAGCGCGCCGUCCUCCUGGCCGGCCUCCUGGCGGAAGUCGCCGGCAAGUCCUCGGAGAGCGUGGGCCAGCAGCCCGAGUGUUGUGUGGACGUGGUGGACGCCAACACCACCUGCCCGGGCACGAGCCUGUGCGGCCCAGGCUGCUUCCGGCGCCGGAACGAGGACGGGAGUGCCAGCUGCGUCCGGUGCCGCGGCGGGCCCCACAACGGCUCCGAGUGCAGAAGCCCUGCUGGCCAGGGCACACAGCCCCCCGUGAACCGGAACACGGGGACGCCCGGACAGCCGAGUCUCGGGGGCCCUCAGGUGGCAGCCUCUCUCUUCCUGGGGACCUUCUUCCUCAGCUCCAGCCUCAUCCUCUCGGUGGCUGGCUUCUUCUACCUCAAGCGCGCCAGCAAACUGCCCAGGCUCUGCUACGGAAGGAACAAAGCCCCGGCCCUGCAGCCUGGCGAAACCUGCGGAAGCCACGCUACGUCAGGCGGGAGAGGCCCUCAGACAGGGGCGCGGGCCCCGCCGCCGUCUCCUUGGUGGAGGCCCGGGUCAGCAACGUCUGAGCCCGAGGCUCGCCCGCAGCUCUGCGCACCGCUGAGGAGGAGGCCCCGACCCCAGGGCCGGGCUCUGUCCGGGGAGGCUUCCGGACAGUCCUGGACGUGCCCCGGCCCAGCCCUCGUCUCCCAGCGACGGGCGCUGCCGAGCGGAACCGGGGGCUCCUGAAGAGGCUGCGCCCCCGAGCCAGGCCGCCAGGGAGGCCGCGAGGGCCGCAGCCCCGGGACGGACAGCCCAGCGGGCAGACGCCUGUCCAAGGGCAGUGAGGCAGAGGCCUUGGGGCGUCCCGGCCGGUGCCCGGACUGGGGUGGAGGACGGGCUCAGCACCAGCCUGGAGGCCGAGACCCCCGAGCCUGUGACCCCUCGUUUCCAGGAGCCGCGGGAGCGAGUCCCCGGGGUCCGGGGGCUCCUGUCUGUGAGCGGGAUGCGUCUGUGGAAGCGCCUGGGCCCCACGCACGCGGGCGUCGCCCCCCAGGACGGCACCGCCUGCAGCUGCGAGCGCCGAGGGCACGUCGGCCCGGGGCCCACGUGCCGGGGGUGCG